GUGGCAGUCCUGUCGCCAGCGUCUCCCGGAGUCGAGCCUGCAGACGAAGCGGGGGCAGAGCAACUCGCGCCGAGCAGCGAGGAGGCGGCAGUCCAUCCGCCAGCGCCUCGUGCUGCCUCUGGGGCCGAGGAGCCGAGGGCGGAGCCGCUCGAGCCAGGCAGCGAGGAGGCGACCGUCCUGCCGCCGACGCCUCCUGCUGUCGAGAGGGCGGACGAGCAACUCCCGCUGGGCAGCGAGGGUGCGGCCGCUCGGCCGCCAGCGCCUCCUGCUGCCGAGAUCACAGAGGAGGCGGUUUCUGAGCAGCUCGCGCGGGGUAGCGAGGAGGCAGCAGUCCGGGCGACGGCGUCUCUUGUUGCCGAGAUGGCAGAGGAGCGGGUGGCGGAUCAGGUGGCUCUGGACGGCGAGGAGGCAUCAGUCCCGCCGCCAGCGCCUUCUGAUGCCGACGCGGCAGUGGAGCUGAGGACGGAGCAGAUCUCUCCGGGCAGCGACGACGCGCCGGUUCAGCCGCCAGCGCCUCCCGCUGCCGAGGCCGCAGAGAGUCCGGUGAUGGAGCAGCUCGCGCCGACAGGCGAAGGGGUGGCAGGCUCGCCGCCAGCGUCCCCCGCUGCCGAGCGCGCAGAGGAGUCGAGGACGGACCAGUUCGCGCCAGGCGGCGAGGAGGAGGAGGCGGAGGAGGAGGAGGAGGAGGCGACAGCCCAGUCGCCAGCGUCUGCUGCUCAUGAGCCCGCAGAGGAGCCGGGGGUGGAGCAGCCCACGCCGUGCAGCGAGGAGGCAGCUACCCAGUCGCCAGCGUCUCCCAUUGCCGAGCCGACGGAGGGGCUGAUUGCUGUGCAGAUCGCAGAGAGCGGGAGACAGGCGCCAGUCCAACCGCCAGCGUCUCGCAAGCUGCAGCUGCCGGCAAUCUUUCAGUCUUGCAUAUCUGCACAGCCUUCCAUGCGAGUGUCGUUGUCUGAGCACCCUGUGGUAGAGCCUGCAAAGGAGCCGAGUACGGAGCAGCACGCGCUGGGCAGAGAGGCGGCGUCAUGCCAGCCGCCAGUGUCGCCCGCUGCCGCGCCCACAGAGAAGCUGAUGGCGGAGCAGUUCGCGCCGAGCGGCGAAGAGACGGCAGUCCAGCCAUCGGAGUCUCCUGCUGCAGAGCCCGCAGAGGAGCUGAGAACUGAGCAGCUGCCUCCGAGCAGCGAGGAUGCGGCAGUGCAGCUGUCAGCAAGCCCUGCUGCUGAGUUUGCAGAGGAGCUGGGGACAGAACAGCUUGUGCCUAUUAGCGAGGAGGAAGAGAAGGAGGAUGAGGAGGAGGAGGAGAAGGCAGUCCCUCCACAGGCGUCUUCAACUGCCGAGCUCGCAGAGGAGCUCAGAAUUCAGCAGCUGCCUCCAAGCAGCGAGGAGGAGGAGGAAGAGAAGGAGGAGGAGAAGAAGGGGGAGAAGAAGGAGGUGGAGGAGGAGGAGGCGGCAGUGCAGCUGGAAAUGUGUCCUGUGACUGAGCCCACUGAGGAGCUGAGAAUACAGCAGGUGCCUGCCAGCAGCGAGCAGACGGCAGUGCAGCUGGCAGCGUGCCCCGCUGCCGAGUUUGCAGAUGAGUCAGAGACGCAGCAGCGCGCGCCCAGCAGCGAGGAGGAGGAGGUGGAGGAGGAGGAGGAGAAGGAGGCAGGCGGCCGUCGAGCACCCGCUGCCGGGAUUGCGGAGGAAAUGGGUUCAGAGCAGUUUGUGCCGAGCAGCGAGGAGGCGCAAGCCCGGCCGCCAGCACCUCCAGCUGCCGAGCCCGCAGAGAGUGUGAGGACGCAGCGGGUGCUGAUCAGCAGCGACGAGGCGAGUUUCCAGUCGCCAGCUCUCGCCGCGGAGACGGCAGAAUGUCUGGGGAUAGGCCAGUCUGCGCCGAAUGGCGACGAGGCGGCAGCCCAGCUGCCAGCGUCCCCCGCGGCCCAGCACGCGGAGCUGCCCGGCACGCAACAGCUCGCACCGAGCCGCCAGCAGGCCGCAGCGCGGCCGCCAGCUCCUCCCGCCGCGGACCUCGCAGACGAGCCGAGGCCCGAGCAGCUCGCGCCGAGCAGCGGGGAGGCGGCCUCCCAGCUGCCAGCGCCUCCCGCGGCCCAGCCCGGAGAGGAGCCGGGGGCUCAUCGGCUCGCACCCGGCGGCGCGGAGGCGCUCCUGGGGCCGCCGGCGCCUCUCGCCGCCGAGGCCGCGGGGGCAGACGGAGCUGCCCGCCGCGAGCGCGCGGGCUGCCCGCUGCCGCCGCGAGGGGCAGAGCAGCGCGCGCCGAGCGGCGACGCUGGGUGCCAGGCCGCCGAGCAGCCGCCGCCGUGCGGCGAGGAGACCGUGGUCGGGCACGCCGCCAGAGGUCUCCUGGCCGAGGGCCUCGCGCCAUGCAGCGGGGAGGCGGCCGCCGCUGGGGCCUCGGCGGCGAGCGAUCUCUGCGACUGGCCAGUGCAGCUCGAGGAGGGCACGAUAUACAUGGCCCCGCUGGACCUGGGCCUCGACUUCUUGGAGGAGGAAGCAUGUUCGCCAAGGGAAGCCCCCACUGGUGCCAAUGCCGCCAGGCCGCUGGCGGCCGCCGCCGCCGCCGUCGGGCCAGCUCCCGGAGCGUGCGCGCCCGCGCAACAGGCGCGGGCGCCUGCGCCUGGGGAGGGCCCCGCGAGCAGCCCGGUGCAAGAGGUGCCGUGCCCGGCUGACCGCGUCGAUAUUCAGGACCUGCUGCAGCUCCACUCUGACGCCAUGAGGGUGGGCAGCUGGAAGACCAUGGGCGACCGGCUGGAGGAGAGGCUCGGCGACCGGAGCCCUGGCGCCUCCCAGAGGCCGCAGUUGCCGCCGCCUGGCGCGGGCGACGGCGCGUCGCUGUCGGCCGACUGGGUGCGGGAGCGCUGGCAGGAGCUGCGCACGCCGGGCCAGUCCUGCCGCACCUCCCGGCGAUCCUCUCGGCCUACUUCGGCAACCUCAGCAACUGCGCUUGCGACGCGGUCGUUCGCGGAGCUCGCCUCCGUCAGCUCGUUUCAGAUGAAGCUGGCACUGCUGCGGCACGAGGAGGAGCGGGAGGAGGCCGCGACGGCCAGCCGGGCGGCCGCCUGGCUCGGUCUGGCCUCGGCGCCCGCAGCCUCGGCGCCCGCCGCGCUGGCGCUGCCGGCGCCGGGCGUGCUGCCGCCCGCCCCGGACUUUGACCCGCCGCCGUGCCCGCCUGGCCGCGGUGUCUUCGGCGCCUUCGCGGCAGAGGCACCCGCGUGUGCAUGA
Molecule: messenger RNA, 3216 nt
Organism: Prorocentrum cordatum
Lineage: Eukaryota; Dinophyceae; Prorocentrales; Prorocentraceae
Source: the annotation of a GenBank genome assembly